Messenger RNA from Paramuricea clavata, 6700 nucleotides. The record is from the annotation of a GenBank genome assembly. Lineage: Eukaryota; Metazoa; Cnidaria; Anthozoa; Malacalcyonacea; Plexauridae.
AGCCUGUCGAGUGCGCUAAAACGAUACGGUAUUGCCAGUCACUAAGAAUGUUAAAAGCAGGUUUUGAAAGCGUUUCCUAGCUUCGCAAAGAAAGAUGGAAGUUGCCAGCACGACAAAACCAACACAUGUAAAGAAGAUGAACUCAGUAAAAGAUCGUGAUUACAACAUAGUUCUGCUUGGCCAGGGAGGCGUUGGGAAAUCAGGUAAAUUAUAGACACGGUUCUUACGAAAACGGGAUCCUGUAAUUAACUUAAGUGGUCGGUAGUGUGGUAUUUUGCUGUUAAUCGCGUAAUGUAUUAUCAGUGAGUUGUCAUUGAAAGAAUCUCGAUUAUCAGUAUUGAACAGUGGCAACUGAUCCAUGAUUCAGUCAACACGUUAGGACAAGCAUGGUAUGGCUUUUAAUUAUCAUGAACAUUGAAAUAACUAACUUUGAGAUAACUGAAAGGCAUGUAGGAAUGCGGUAUAUCAUAGGUAUACAUUCCAUGACAUUGAUGACAAUAUAGCAUGGAAACAUCGUAUCAUCGCGGCAGAUCUAUAUGUAACCAAUUUGUUACACAUAUAAAUAGAGAUUGAACGAUAUUUUGACAAUAUGUUUUUAUUGCCAAGAGAAUUGAACAACAAGGAGGCUUUAGACUAGGCAAACAAAUGAAAACAAAACUGUUAAAGCAGAGCUGCUUCAAACACCAUGAUAUAAAUUUACAUUCAAUAUUCAUUUUUUAAUUGUCAAUAUACUUCUCGUUAUUAGCCUAUAUGACUCAUGUAUUUAUAAAAAAGACCCUUGUCUAUGAUCAGACGAUUGGUGGCCAUUAAUAGGAACGCUUUAUUUACUUUGUGUCUGAACUACCUGAAAAAUACUAAAAAUGCCUAACUUUUUCAAUUUAACAACAACAGUAAUGUUUCACUGAUCAAUUAUUUAAUAAUGGUGUAACCACCAGCUCACCCGCCGUUGAGAUAUAGCCAUCCAUUCCUCCUGCAACAAUUGAGCCAAAUCAUCCAGAGUGCUGUACUUCCAACCGACGAUAGACAGAUCGCUUUUGCUGGUCCCAAAGGUACUCAAUUGGGUUGAGAUCUGGCGAGUUCCCAGGCCACAUCAUUCUCUUUCUGAGGAUAUGAUAGGGCCUUGAAGUUAUCGAGAAGUGUGGUGGUUAUAUAUACACCCAUUAUUAAAUCAUUGAUGAAACAAUUUACUGUUGUAGGUUGUGAAAAUUUAAAUAAAGUCACUCUUGUUAAUUUUGAAAUUGGGUAUUUUUGUAUUCAAUGGAAGUCUUUCUUUAAAGCACGAAUUACCCCAUUCUUCAAACAGCAUUCAAUUUAUUUAGAACUUAUGAUGAUAUAUUUAGGGGGAACUUUCUUUUUGUGCGGUGUUUAUAAGCCAUAAGACGUAUAUACCAUGCACUGGACAAUUGUAUACAACAGUUUAUUUUGAUGAUAAGGGUAUAUUUUGUUUGCGAUGUUACUCUGAGUGUAUAUCCACACCGGGCGAGCUUGAAAAAUAUGCCCGGCCACGGUGGGAAUCGAACUUAUACGACCUUUGGAAUACUAGCCCAAUGCUCUGCCAACUGAGCUACGCGGUCAAGUUGGUUCGAGUGAGUGAUAUUUCGGAACAGAAUCUAUAUAGUUCCUUCGAUACCAAUGUAAUCAGUAAUAUGAUUUUUUCUGUGUUGGUGUUGUAUUCUUACUCGAACCGACCUGACCGCGUAGCUCAGUUGGCAGAGCAUUGGGCUAGUAUUCCAACGGUCGUAGGUUCGAUUCCCACCGUGGCCGGGCAUAUUUUUCAAGCUCGCCCGGUGUGUAUGCAUGAUAUACACUCAGAGUAAUAUCACAAACAUCAUAUCCACCUGAGUACACAACACCAACACAGAAAAAUCAACGGUAUAUUUGCUGGCCUAGGCCUGGGGCCGUUUGUCCCGUUUUGCAGUUAAACACUAGUUAACUCUUAAAUACGCGAUUCCGAUUGGUUACCUUUUCAUUCAACCGGCCCCAGUCUGUGACAUCAGAACGCCAGGGAUCUUAAAUUUACUAUCGUGAAAACAGUAUUUCGAAUUUUCGUGCAGGGCUCUUUGACAGGUUAGUAUGAUUUUAACAUCCUGCAGCCGUAACGAAGGACAUUUUAUCGAAUUCGAACGAUGAAAUGCAUGUUUUAAUUAAGAGGCAUUUUUUUUCAAUUGCCGUUUUAUACUAGAGACGCAUUAUGUGUCUGGACGCAUAAUCCGUCUUCUACAUUAUUCGUCUAUUAUAAAGACGGGACGAAUAAUCAGACGAACUAUCAGCAUUUAUUGUUCGUCUGGUUAUGCGUCCUCAGUAUAAAGACGGGCACAAGACGCAUUAUGCAUCUAUAGACGAACUAUCAUCGGUUGUGCGUCUCUUAAGACGAAGAAUCGAACAUAGGGGCUGCCCGCAGGCUAGUCUUUAUACUGAGGACGCAUAACCAGACGAACAACAAAUGCUUGCCCAAGUUCGUCCAGACGCAUAAUGCGUCUGCGUCUCUAGUAUGAAAACGGCCAAUGUCACGUAUCUGCCGUGAAAAGUGCUCAAAACCUAUCAAAAAUCUUUUUGGCAUUCCUCUCAAAAUUACUUUGUUUUAGCUUUUAUUCUCUAGUUUAUAGAGUUAGCUACCUUUUUAAAUGCAUCUUCCGGUUGAGAAACAUAAAAUAAUAGUUAAAAAUUGUCAAUUAAAAUACAAUUAUCAAUGUUGCUUUAAAAUGGACGCCAUAUAUUUACAGCAAUAUAAGCAAAACUUACUGAACUUCAGACAUCAUUUUCUCUUUGGCGUAUCAUCUAAAAUCUCUUCAUUUUAGCAUUAUUUUACAGAUAAAACACUAAACAUGGGCUACUUUUUCAGUUUGUUUGCCGAUUGAGAAACGUAUCGAAAACUAAAAAUUUUGAAUUUAGUCAUAACCUCAAGUGAUAUAUUAUACGAUUUAGUUUUGAGCGCCUGUUACGUAACAUACAAAAAAAUCUCCUCUUAAUGUUUUCUUAGGCAGUCGAUGCAUGCAAACCAAGCCAUCUCUAAUUUGCAGACUAAAUAGUAAAUACAGCGGAUCCCUGCUUCUUCUCGACAUUACCGUUAGAGCUACAAUCAUUGACAAAACACUAUAGCUUUGGACAAAAUAGCUAAACAGCGUACGUUUACAAAUAAUCGACCCCCCGCACGCCCCCGUUCAAUGUUGUGUGUGGAAAUACAGCGACCCAACAUUGCUUAGGGUGGGGGAGGGAGGGAUUGUGUUAUUAAGCUGAACAGUAUUUGGAAAUGCGCAGAUUUGUCUAUAUUAUAUCACUGUCCAAAAACCUUUUGUCACUGAUUGUAGCUAGUGCAGGGCAAUUUAGAUAAAUUUUCAUAUUCCUCCCUUUCUAUAGCUCUUCUUGUGAGGUUUUCUACAGGCAGGUUUAUCCACGAGUACCAUCCUACAUUAGGUAAGUGGAAAAUACUGAAAGAUUUAGACGGCAUACCUUACAUGAGCCAAACUUAUUCAUAUUUUGACUAUUAUAUGCAUGUUUGAUUUAAAUGGCCGUCAACGGUGGCCCGGGCGUGCUUCUCAUGCGCCAUACACAAUCUCGUUCCAAAGAGUAAAAAAAUUUCAAACAAUGAAUUAUUGACCCAAAAGUAUCCCACAAUGCACUAUGCCAAGGAAACUUGGUCGUCUGUGCGGAGCUUAUUUCUACAGAUGAAUCCUAUGAUUAAUGAAAACAGGCAGAAGCAUGUGUACAAUAUAUGCAGAAAAAGGUGCAUACUUUAGCACUGGCGUAGAACCAAGGGGGCUGCAGCCCCUAACAUUUUGCACAUAUACGGUGUGAAUGGACUUCCUAUUUUAUAAGUCAUGUGUCAUAUGCAUAUAUAUAGAUAUAGAAAAAAAUAUGUAGUCCAUUCUAAAAAUGAUAUAGUCCAGUUUCUUUUUUAAUACUGUGAGCUUUUUUUCCAUCCCUACACUCGACCUACACUCCAACUCUUGAGUUCAAUUAUCAGCUUCAUUUGCUGGCUAUGUAUAUAACUCGCCGAGCCCCUCAGCAAGUCAUUCAAACUAAACAAAAAAAACGAAUGUGAAACAAAUUUUUUUGCAACAUUUUUGCUGUACAAGUUCUUCAAUUUUGCGCUAUAUGGGGCAUAAGCAGUGCUUAGUUAUAUAUGAGUCUGCUCGAUCUUUUGACUGCGCCCGCACUACCCUUACCCUGGAAUUCCGUGUUGAGAUAGGGGUACUCUUCUAUCACCACCGGAGCUUAUAUAGAGGAAAGUUAAAUAACAAACUCGGAAAGUAUAAACGACGACACGCGAAUAAGAAAAUUGAGCCUUCACUAUUUGUUCAGCAGUCUGCUUUUACAAUCCCUGUUUUACACUCAAAUAUCCCUUUAGAACUUAUUUUUCACCAGUUUUUUUUUAAAUUUGUUAAAACAAGUUUUUAAAUCUGCUUUACAGAAAGUAAAAAUAAAUAAUUUCAAGUGUUUUAAAAUUUUUAAUUUUUGAAAACAUACGAUUUUCAGAAUUUCCUUCUACUUUCUUUCCAGAUGAACAAAUUUCCUUCCAAAUUGUAUUUCCUUAUUUUUCUUUCCAUCAGCCAUAAUUUCCUUUGGGAAGGAAAUUUCCUUCCAAGUGGAAGCGCUGGACACGAUGGCCUAAAAUAAAUGUACUUACUUCACAUUGGGUUACAUUAUAUACCCUCGAUUUCAAGCUAUAUAUUGUAUCGUGCUCACUCAAGCAAAUUGGGAAAUAAAACCUGCUGAAUUUUGUUUACUGACAUUGUAAUUUCUGCUUUUACAGAGUUUAACUGUGAAACGACUUCAGUAAUUGAUGAAGAAAUUGCUGAGCUGAAAAUAUUCGAUACUGCAAACACGGUGAGAUGAAUAUUAAGCAGGUUCAGUUUGUUAUAGGGAGUCUUCUCUGCUUUUCACUUCGUAAUUUAGCACUUUGGUUUCAGUGCUACGUGGCUGUGUCAUGGGCGAGACAUACUACUCACUCAGGGGAGAAAGUGUGUGACACGCACUCCAUGCGCACUGGCCACACAGCGGCGUGGGAAACCAUGGUGUAUACAAAUUUAAAUUACUCGCGCAAACCAUAGCUACGCAAAAUUACAACUGAAUGAAAAACAAUCUGUGCAAAAAUGUUUCCUUUCAUAAUAUGUGCGAAAAAUAAUUAAUGUGUAAAUGUUUUCCGCCGAGACACAAAGGGCACUUUCCAUUUAAUCGAUCAGACUGGUGAGACCAGAAUUUCUGCCUCUGUAGUAAUGGCAGAUCUGGCCCACGUUUCUCAAAAAUGGACCUCCUUCUGAUUUGAUGCAAAUUUUCGGGUCCAAACUCCAAAUGUUUUGUGUUCCAUUUCAACAAUUUGAUCGUUCUGAAAGGUCCGAACGUACGUGUUGACAGAAAGCGCCCAUAAUGCUGAUAUUUAGAAAAGUAACUUACAAAUCAUUCAAUACGACUUAUGUGUCAUAUGUAUUAAGGGGCGGACCAUUAGAAAUCCCGGGAGGGGGGUGUGAAAAUUCCCCCAAAAAAAUUCGUGCAAAGAAAAAUGCCUGGAAAAAAAAUUCGUGCAGCCAUUACGUCAGAGAAAAAAAAUUCGUGCAAGCAAACAGCAAAGUACAAGUAGUCUUGAAAAAAAUUCCUGCAGAGACAUGAGACUGAAAAAAAAAUUCGUGCCGCAAAAAUUUUAUACCCCCCCUCCCGGGAUUUCUAAUGGUCCGCCCCUAACUGUAUUUGCCCGCAUUUGACUGUCAUGUUAAUUAAUAUCCUCUUGGGAUUUCCUCGAGUUCAAGUGGCUAGCAAAUUUAAGCACGUUCUCGUCUGUCAUUUUAACAAGAAAAACAACCAUCAAGGAUGUUUCUAUAUUUUUGUUCCGUUUCGAGGGGGGCUAAAGUAACAACAUGGACCAUGGGCAUGAGGGAGGGGACAUUAAAUGAUGCAAGUUUUAGUAAUUUAUUUAUUAAUCACGUAUUGCUUAGACAUGUACUUUUGUUGUUUUAGAACGAGCCUCAUGUUUACCACAACGAAUAUCAAGGUUUUGUUGUUGUCUACUCCAUCACAGAUCGUAUGAGUUUUGAAACAGCAAAACAGUUAGUGAAAUUAACACGAGAAGUAAAGAAAAUGAAGACGCCGGGUGGUUUUACAUGUGUUGCCUUAGUAGGAAAUAAGAUGGACUUAAAACAUGAAAGAAUUGUAAGCAGGCAUGAAGCAAAUGACUUUGCAACAGAACACGAGUGUCUAUUCAUGGAAAGUUCUGCACUGAAUAAUAUUAAUGUCGAGCAAGUAUUCCAUGAAGUCGUGCGACAGAUGAGAAAAUGCAGGAAUUAUAAAAAGAAGGACAAGAAAGGAAAGAAUUUCUUUUCCAGAUAAAAUUUUAACCAUGCAUUAUAUGUAAAUGUUCUUCUUCGAUUGCGUCGCCUCAACAUUUAGUUUGAAUGAAAGUUUAUGCGAGUUGGGCCGUAAGUGAAAAAAGGGAGUAUUCUUGCGUGUUUAGCCACCUUGCAUGGAAAUAUUGUUAUAGCCUUCAUAGCAAACAGGCGUUACGCAGGCUAAUAUUGUUGCGGAAACAAAAAUGGCUUCAGAAAGCAAAAAGAUUUACCGACAAAUUCAGUGACGUAUUUUGCUGAAAAGUACAUAAAUAUUUAGUUUGCUUUAGAAACAAUUCUUCCUGACCUGCCAGCUUUCGGAAAACGGGGCUGUGAUUAAUCUGUAGAUCAAGAGAAUUAAAAUUAACGAAAUAUUACACCUG